CCCCAAGAUGCAAGUUCACCGCUCUUUCUGCGUGCUUAUAUUAUACUUAUUUUUUUACGAUGCACUUUCCCAAGAAGAAACUAAGGUACCGCCAACUGAAACAACUGCACCGCCAGCAGCAAGUGUAGCAACCGAAGAAGCUCCCAAGAAUAGUAACCCAGAGGCUUCAGGUUCCCCCAAGUGCAAGUCCAAUGAAAUUCUUUCCGAAAAUGGCUGCGUGGAGCGCGAUAACUUUCUGAACAAGAUCAUGUUGAGAACCUGGCAGGACGAAGGCUUCGGCAAGGCAAAAGCAAGAGCUGGCCUGGUCGAUGUGAUUGAGUGCAGGGAUGGUGAGGUGAGGACUCCAUUUGGCUGCUCAAAGCCACCGUACCCACCGCACAGGGAGUCAAGCCGGGUGCCAAUUCACCACAGCAGCUUGUACCGCGAGCAGGUGGUGCACUCCAAUUACGGAUCAGCACGUAGCGUCCAUCAAGAAAAGGUCAAGAUCGAAAAAGGAAAAAGGGAGCCAUACUUGGGUCCCCCCAUUUCGGGGCAUAAUAUUCCCCGCAAGAACUACAUCCUGCCGGGCAGGCUGCUCCGAAGCGGGCGUCAGUGUCGCCCAUAUGAGACUCCCGGGAAGGAUGGGCAAUGCCAACCAAAGAAGGGUAAAACGGGAAAUUACAAGCACAAAAACCACGUCUAUGGACUCCAAUUGAGGCACCGACACGAAGCGCAAGGAUAGAAAGUCAUCUACUAAUUCAAACUUUAUACUCGGCAAAUAAAGAAU
Molecule: messenger RNA, 766 nt
Organism: Drosophila mauritiana
Lineage: Eukaryota; Metazoa; Arthropoda; Insecta; Diptera; Drosophilidae
Exons: 1
Coding region: 8-721 (237 amino acids)
Source: RefSeq, a predicted model, not a curated record